GGUCUUUACAUCAUCUCAGAUGACAUUUCACGUCGCUCCUUGUUCAAUAACACUGCAGUAAUGAAGUAAAAGUAGAGAAUUUAAUUCGGAGAAGCCCCUCUUGGUUGGCAGGCGGUUGGUAGAGGGAGAAUGUCACAGCUUUUUAGGCUUCUCUUGACGGGUGCUCGGCCUCUGUGCUGCCGGACUGCGCUCACGGCUCGACUGGAAGCUGCGGCAGGACGCCGCUUCAUUGGUGGAUACACACGCUUCCCCGUGCAACGCGCCUGUCCGACUCCAGCCGACUCUCUGUCCAUGCACAGCUUGCGGUUGGCUCAGCGACGUGUUUAUUCCAGUGAGCCCAAAGAUGGUAAAGGAGAAAGCGGAGGCGGACGGGCAGGAGGUGGAAAGGGGGGAGGGAAAAAAGACUGGUGGAGCCGAAUGCAGAAGGGUGAAUUCCCGUGGGAUGAGAAGGACUUCCGCUACCUGGCUAUCACUGUGGCUGGCGCCUCGUCAACUUUACUCUAUUUAUACUUCCGCGACAACGGCCGUGAGAUCAGCUGGAAGGACUUUGUGCAGCGCUACCUGGGCCGUGGCAUUGUUGAUCGUCUAGAGGUGGUCAAUAAGCAGUAUGUGCGUGUCAUCCUGGUGCCUGGCGCUGAUGCCGAAGCGAACUACGUGUGGUUCAACAUCGGAAGCGUCGACACAUUUGAGCGAAAUCUGGAGACUGCUCACUCUGAACUCGGCAUGGAUACAUCACAUCGGCCCGCUGUGGUCUACAGCUCCGAGAGCGACGGGUCGUUCUUGAUGAGCAUGAUCCCCACGCUGCUGCUCAUCGGUUUUCUGCUCUUUACACUGCGCCGUGGACCCAUGGGGGGCCCUGGCGGCGGCAGGGGCGGGCCGUUCAGCAUGAGUGAGUCCACCGCCAAGAUGUUGAAGGACAACAUUGAGGUGAAGUUCAAGGACGUGGCGGGCUGUGAGGAAGCCAAGCUGGAAAUAUUGGAGUUUGUCAACUUCCUCAAAAACCCACAGCAGUACCAGGACCUCGGAGCCAAGAUCCCCAAGGGUGCUGUGUUGUCUGGACCACCCGGUACCGGUAAGACUCUUCUGGCCAAAGCCACAGCCGGCGAGGCCAAUGUUCCUUUCAUCACCGUCAAUGGAUCGGAAUUCCUGGAGAUGUUCGUGGGCGUCGGACCUGCUAGGGUGAGGGACAUGUUUGCCAUGGCAAGGAAGAACGCGCCGUGCAUCCUCUUCAUCGAUGAGAUUGAUGCCGUGGGUCGCAAGCGUGGCGGCGGAAACUUUGGCGGCCAGAGCGAGCAGGAGAACACUCUCAACCAGCUGCUCGUCGAAAUGGACGGCUUCAACACGGCCACCAAUGUGGUGGUUCUGGCCGGCACUAACAGACCUGACAUUCUGGACCCCGCCCUCAUGAGGCCCGGACGUUUCGACAGGCAGAUCUACAUCGGGCCUCCAGACAUCAAAGGGCGUGCAUCCAUCUUUAAAGUGCACCUCCGACCAAUCAAGUUAGACCCCAACAUCGACAAGGACACACUCGCCAGGAAGAUGGCCGCCGCCACGCCGGGAUUCACCGGGGCCGACAUCGCUAAUGUUUGCAACGAGGCGGCGCUCAUCGCCGCCAGACACCUCGAAGGGCACGUGCAUCACAAACACUUUGAGCAGGCCAUCGAUAGGGUCAUCGGAGGCCUGGAGAAGAAGACGCAAGUUCUGCAGCCUACGGAGAAGAAGACUGUGGCGUACCACGAGGCGGGCCAUGCUGUGACGGGCUGGUUUUUGCGGCACGCCGAUCCGCUGCUCAAGGUGUCCAUCAUUCCGCGCGGGAAAGGCCUGGGCUACGCGCAGUACCUCCCACGUGAACAGUUCCUGUACAGCCGCGAACAACUCUUUGACAGGAUGUGCAUGAUGUUGGGAGGACGCGUGGCCGAGAGCAUCUUCUUCGGAUGCGUCACCACCGGCGCGCAGGAUGACCUCAAGAAGGUCACGCAGUCGGCGUAUGCGCAGGUUGUACAGUUCGGGAUGAGCGAGAAGUUGGGCCAGGUGUCGUUCGAGCUGCCGCGACAAGGCGAGAUGCUCGUGGAGAAGCCAUACAGCGAAGCCACGGCUGAGCUGAUAGACGAAGAGGUGCGAGUGCUGGUGGACCGCGCAUACGCGCACACGUUUGAGCUGCUUCGUGACAAGAAGGACUUGGUGGAGCUGGUUGGCAAGCGUCUGCUGGAGAAAGAAGUUCUGGACAAGGCGGACAUGUUAGAGCUGCUGGGGCCACGGCCUUUCGAGGAGAAGUCUACAUAUGAGGAGUUUGUGGAGGGCACGGGAAGCUUUGAGGAGGACACCAGUUUGCCUGAAGGCUUGCGGGACUGGAACCGGGAGCGGCCUGCUGAAGAGGUGGCCGACACCGCCGCUCAGGACAAACAGCAAGCCAGCUAGGCUGAGGGAGACUGAUCAACACUGCCUAUCAAUAUUUUGAAACAUCAUUUAUUUAGACAGUUUUUUCAAUUUUUGUUUUUAUUUAUUCACUGAGAGCGCAUGACAACAUUGGAGAGAGAUGUCCCCCAGCCUCAGAUGCUCUCUGAUGGGAAGUGACCUCAGCUUUUAAGAGGACACAAAAGCAAGAUGAAGAUUCGAAAUGUUAAAGCAGCCUACCAAACCACAUUUGAAAUGUGUUCUCUGGUGUAGUACAGUUAUGAGGCAUGGUUACCUCAAAAUGAUCAAGACUUUUCAACCAGUGCAUCUCAAACUUUUGACAAAUAGGACCCCAAAAAUUAAUCCACACUGAAAGCACCACCAAUAAUAUUAAUAUUUAAAUACAAAAACAAGUCCGGUUGUAUUCCAAAAGUUAUAAUACUCUAAUUUACAGUAUAACAUGCUCUUGUGUGUGUACUUGGGUGGGAUCAGAUUGCUUAUUUCUGUUGAGGCUGCAAAUCUGUUAUAUCAUUUGGUUUUGAUAUAAAAUGGCACGUCACCUAAAUAUGCCAUUUUUCGGGGGCUGAUACACUGACUGAGCAAUGUCACAAUUUAACAGAAUUGAGGAAUUGUAUUGACAUCAGACUUGAAGAGUGAGCAGUCAAUUGUUUUUUAGGUAUUUUUUUAAAUUUAGAUUUGUUUUGCUUUGAGUCGCCCUGUUUUCAAACAACUGUGACUUGGUGCCACUAGCCAUCGCCUACUUUGAUGUUACAUGAACUUUGACAGUUAAAACUUUUAAAAUUAUUUUUAGAAUGGCACAAUAAACUUGAUGUACAAGUAAAGGAAAUGUUUGUUCAUUUAAAGUUUGGCAAAAAUACUACUUUUGUUUUUAUCAAAGAAAAUGAGAACACUAGCUUGUGGCCUCACUAGAAUCUGGGAUGUUGCGUUCCUGUGUGGAGUUUGCAUUUACUCUCCGUGCCUGUGUGGGUUUGCAUCAGCUACUUCAGUUACAUCCCAAAUGCCUAAAACAGAAUGACUUGAGUAGAAAGUGCAGUAUUUUUCUUCAAGAUCACAUUUUUUUGGCAAAUUUUCUUUUCCGCCUAUUCUGUUAGGAUUAUGGCUUUUGUCAAGUUUUCCUUAGAAUUUAUUUUCUGAAAAAAAUAAAAACACCUUACGAAGCAAUAUUUUAUUAUUAAUCUAUUAACCCCCCGACCCUGAAUUUCCUAGAAUGUUUUUAGUUUCUUAAUAAGAAAAAGAACAUUCUCAUAUUGAAUGCUGUUUUUUUUCGUAGGUCUUUAUGUCUAAAAGUACAGUGGUAUUAAAAGGUUUGGCCACCCCUGACAAUUUCUAUUACUGUCAUUCAAUAAACGUAGUUUCACUUCUGAAAUAUGCCCAGCAGCCUAUCAGUUUUUUGAUAUAUUAAAAUGAAAUUGCUGAUCAAAACACCCAAUGAAAAAUGAAAAUAAUGGUGGCCAAACUUUUUCACACCACUGUAAGUUUAAAAUGUUCUCAAAUUAUUGAAAACAAAAAGCUCCCAUAAAAUUUUGGUUGUUGCCAUAUGGGGUGUCAGUCAUAAAAGACAAAUACUUGCCUAAAAAUAUUUUUUUUGCCAAAAAAAA
This is a messenger RNA of Corythoichthys intestinalis (scribbled pipefish), 4013 nucleotides long. RefSeq names its product AFG3-like protein 1. The record is from RefSeq and is a predicted model, not a curated record. Gene Ontology annotation, biological process: mitochondrial protein processing. Lineage: Eukaryota; Metazoa; Chordata; Actinopteri; Syngnathiformes; Syngnathidae. The coding region runs from base 130 to 2418 and encodes 762 amino acids. Gene Ontology annotation, molecular function: ATP binding; metalloendopeptidase activity; ATP-dependent peptidase activity. The transcript has 16 exons. Gene Ontology annotation, cellular component: membrane; m-AAA complex.